AUGGCUGCCGAGCAAUCGCAGACCCCGACCUUCAAGCUCGUCCUUGUUGGCGACGGUGGCACCGGAAAGACUACCUUUGUCAAGCGUCACUUGACUGGCGAGUUCGAGAAGAAGUACAUGGCCACCCUCGGUGUCGAAGUCCACCCUCUUGGCUUCUCGACCAACUUCGGCAACAUCCAGUUCGAUGUCUGGGAUACCGCUGGCCAGGAGAAGUUCGGCGGACUUCGUGACGGCUAUUACAUCAACGGCCAGUGCGGCAUCAUCAUGUUCGACGUCACCUCUCGCAUCACCUACAAGAACGUGCCCAACUGGCACCGCGACCUUGUCCGUGUCUGCGAGAACAUUCCCAUUGUUCUCUGCGGUAACAAGGUUGAUGUCAAGGAGCGCAAGGUCAAGGCCAAGACCAUUACUUUCCACCGCAAGAAGAACCUCCAGUACUACGACAUCUCGGCUAAGUCCAACUACAACUUUGAAAAGCCCUUCCUCUGGCUCGCCCGCAAGCUCGUCGGCAACCCCGCCCUCGACUUUGUGGCUGCCCCUGCGCUUGCCCCUCCUACGGCCCAGGUUGAUGAGAAGCUCCUGGCCGAGUACAAGAAGGAGAUGGACGAGGCUGCGGCCAUGCCCCUCCCUGGCGAGCAAUCUGACGACGAUUUGUAA
Verticillium nonalfalfae is the source of this 657-nucleotide messenger RNA. RefSeq names its product GTP-binding nuclear protein gsp1/Ran (gene GSP1). NCBI's taxonomy places the organism in Eukaryota, Fungi, Ascomycota, Sordariomycetes, Glomerellales, Plectosphaerellaceae. The transcript has 5 exons. Bases 1 to 657 code for a protein of 218 amino acids. Gene Ontology annotation, molecular function: GTPase activity; GTP binding. Gene Ontology annotation, biological process: protein import into nucleus; ribosomal subunit export from nucleus. The record is from RefSeq and is a predicted model, not a curated record. Gene Ontology annotation, cellular component: nucleus; cytoplasm.